Scheffersomyces amazonensis is the source of this 1914-nucleotide messenger RNA. It is a transcript of the gene KRS1, whose product is annotated as lysine--tRNA ligase. The transcript has a single exon. Bases 46 to 1827 code for a protein of 593 amino acids. Gene Ontology annotation, biological process: lysyl-tRNA aminoacylation. Lineage: Eukaryota; Fungi; Ascomycota; Pichiomycetes; Serinales; Debaryomycetaceae. Gene Ontology annotation, molecular function: ATP binding; lysine-tRNA ligase activity; tRNA binding. The record is from RefSeq and is a predicted model, not a curated record. Gene Ontology annotation, cellular component: cytosol; cytoplasm.
AAGAAAUUUAGUGGACGAUCUUAAUAAAAAUUUUAUAAAGUAAACAUGUCUGAAGAAGAAGUUAAUCAAGUUGCUGAACAAGUCCAAAAGACUUAUCUCGAUGAUGUUACUGGAGAACAAGUUUCCAAGACAGAAUUAAAGAAGAGACAAAAAUUAAGAGCUAUUGAAGCUAAGAAAGCUGCUAAAGCUGCUACAGCUGCUGCAACUGCUCCAAAAGUUAGUAAGAAAGUUGGAGGUGAAGAACAAGAAUUAACUCCUAAUCAAUAUUUUGAAAUUAGAUCUAGUAAAAUUAAUGAAUUAAGAGAAGCUAAUAAUUCUGAUUCAACAAGUUUAAAUCCUUAUCCUCAUAAAUUUCAUGUUUCAAUUAAAUUACCUGAAUUUAUUGAAAAAUAUAAUCAUUUAACUAAAGGUGAAACUUUAACUGAUGUUGAAGUUAAUGUUUCUGGUAGAAUUAUGGCUAAAAGAGAAUCUGGUUCUAAAUUAAAAUUUUAUGUUUUAAAAGGUGAUGGUGUUGAAGUUCAAAUUAUGGCUCAAGCUGAUGAUGUUUCAACUCCUGAAGCUUAUGAAGCUAUGCAUGAACAUUUAAGAAGAGGUGAUAUUAUUGGUGUUACUGGUUAUCCUGGUAGAACUAAUCCAAAGAAAGGUGGUGAAGGUGAACUUUCUGUUUUUGCUACUUCUGUUAUUUUAUUAACUCCUUGUUUACAUAUGUUACCAACUGAACAUUUCGGUUUUAAAGAUCAAGAAGCUAGAUAUAGAAAGCGUUACUUAGAUUUAAUUAUGAAUGAUUCUACUAAGAAGAGAUUCCAAGUUAGAUCUAAAAUUAUUAGUUUUAUUCGUAGAUUCUUAGAUUCAAGAGAUUUCGUUGAAGUUGAAACUCCAAUUUUAAAUGUCAUUGCUGGAGGUGCUACUGCUAAACCAUUUACUACUCAUCAUAAUGAUUUAAAUAUGGAAAUGUUCCUUAGAAUUGCUCCUGAAUUAUUCUUAAAAGAAUUAGUUGUUGGUGGUUUAGAUAGAGUUUAUGAAAUUGGUCGUCAAUUUAGAAAUGAAGGUAUUGAUAUGACUCAUAAUCCAGAAUUUACUACUUGUGAAUUCUAUCAAGCUUAUGCUGAUGUUUAUGAUUUAAUGGAUAUGACUGAAUUAUUAUUUUCUGAAAUGGUUAAAGAAAUUACUGGAUCUUAUAAGGUUACUUAUCAUCCAGAUGGUCCAAAGGGUGAAGAAUUAACUUUAGAUUUUACUAGACCAUGGAAGAGAGUUAAUAUGAUUGAAGAAUUAGAAAAAGUUUACAAUGUUAAAUUCCCAGCUGGUGAUCAAUUACAUACUGCUGAAACUGGUGAAUUCUUAAAGAAAAUUUUAAAGGAUAAUAAAUUAGAAUGUUCUCCUCCAUUAACUAAUGCUAGAAUGUUAGAUAAAUUAGUUGGUGAAUUAGAAGAUGCAAGUAUUAAUCCAACAUUUAUCUUUGGUCAUCCUCAAAUGAUGUCUCCAUUAGCUAAAAAGCAUAGAGAUAUUCCAGGUUUAUGUGAAAGAUUUGAAGUUUUCGUUGCUACUAAAGAAAUUUGUAAUGCUUAUACUGAAUUGAAUGAUCCAUUUGAUCAAAGACAAAGAUUUGAAGAACAAGCUAGACAAAAGGCUCAAGGUGAUGAUGAAGCUCAAUUAGUUGAUGAAACUUUCUGUAAUGCUUUAGAAUACGGUUUACCACCUACUGCUGGUUGGGGAUGUGGUAUUGAUAGAUUAGCCAUGUUCUUAACUGACUCCAACACUAUUAGAGAAGUCUUAUUAUUCCCAACUUUAAAGCCUGAUGCUUUAGUUAAGGGUGAAGAAAACUUUUAAAUACUUUUUUCCUUUUUCCUUUUCCUUUUACUGUUAUUAGAUUAAAUUAAAUUAAAUAAAUAUAUCUAUGUAUAUACCAAUAAAUAU